UGGCCAUCCUGCAACCCGGUUAAAGGAAGUGCUACGGGUGAGCCGGUGGGUUAAUGGUGAUGGCAUGAGGACAUUAGUAAGGACGCGCUGCGGGUCCAGCGAGGAGGAGGAUGAGGAUGGUGGUGGGCGUGAUGGUCCUUGGUCAGUUACUGACGAGGAUCUUGCUCGCGGCCCACGCAGGAGAUCGCCUCGCGGCAGCUCGCAGAAUUCUAAAGGACGUGCCACUGAUAGAUGGGCACAACGACCUACCCUGGAAUAUACGGAAGUUCCUGAAGAACCAGCUGAGGGAGUUCAGGUUUGAUGACCUAAGUGACAUUCAUCCUUGGUCACGGAGCGCCUGGAGCCACACAGAUCUCAAGAGAUUGAGGCAAGGCAUGGUUGCAGCGCAGUUCUGGUCCGCGUAUGUGCCCUGCUCGUCGCAGCAUCUCGACUCGGUCCAGCUGGCCCUGGAACAGAUAGAUCUCAUUCGCCGAUUGGUCAACAAGCAUGCGGACAGUAUGGUCCUCGUUACCACAGCGGAAGGUAUUGAGAGGGCGCACAAAGAGGCUAGAUUAGCAAGCCUGAUAGGAGUCGAAGGGGGCCAUGCUGUCGGAGCGAGUCUGGCGGUCCUGAGGAUGCUGUACGAGUUGGGCGCCAGGUAUCUCACCCUCACGCACACGUGUAAUACGCCUUGGGCAGACUGCAGCACGGCGGAUGAACCCGGUCAAGUGCCUCAAAUCGGUGGUCUCUCGAAUUUCGGCAAGAGUGUCGUGUUGGAGAUGAAUCGACUUGGGAUGAUGGUGGACCUCUCUCAUGUCUCGGUGCCCACGAUGCUGGCAGCUAUGACGACGUCGAGGGCGCCAGUGAUUUUCAGUCACAGCAGCGCUCACGCUCUUUGCAAUUCCUCGCGAAAUGUGCCUGACCACGCGCUGCGACUUUUGGCGCAGACCGGUGGUAUAGUUAUGGUAUCCUUCUAUCCCCAUUUUAUCAGCUGUGGCGAAAAAUCGACUCUUGAGGAUGUAGCAGCGCACAUCAAUCACGUGCGGAAGAUAGCCGGAGUGGAUCACGUCGGCAUCGGGGCUGGAUACGACGGGAUCAAUUUAACACCAACGGGUCUGGAGGAUGUCAGCAAGUAUCCGGAGCUCUUCGCGGAAUUGCUAGCGCAUGGAUGGUCGGAGAAAGACAUCCAGAAGUUGGCUGGUCUGAAUCUUAUACGAGUGUUCAAAGCGGUGGAACAGAUUCGCGACAACCUGGCCGCUGAAGGGAUGGAGCCACUGGAGGAGGAGAUCCCGCAGGAGGAUAUAAUCGGUCGUGAUUACUGCCGUUACAACAUAAAGCGUCCGAUGACGCCUUAAGCUGCCGGAAUCCUCUCAGCGAACGCCGCGAAACGUAACUCGCAAACGAGUCGAGUGAUCGAAACAGAAACAGAGAGAUAUAAAGUAUACAGAGAAAAGAGAAAGAGAGAGAGAAAUAGAAGAGGAGAAAUGAGAGGAGUGGAAAGGCAAAAGUUCACUGCCCCAAAGGGAGUAAAACUCACCCUUUACAACUUUACCACCAAGUUUUUGAGACCCCUCGCGUCUCCUAGAGACGACACGGUAUCCGCUGCACAUACAGAUAUGCACACGUUCUCUCCCUUUCUCUCUCUCUCUUUCUUUCUCUCUCUCUCUCUCUCUCUCUCUCUCUCUCUUUCUGUCUUACCUCUUUCGAUCCUUCUCGCCGUUACCCACGAUUCUCAUCUUUGUACGUAAGUAGGUAGAUAAACUCGAUUUCCGCCAAGGAUCUUGGAGCCAGGAGAUGUGAGUAUUCGCGAAAAAUAUCAGGACGGUCAGUGAAACGUCAGUACCGUGA
This is a messenger RNA of Trachymyrmex cornetzi, 1827 nucleotides long. RefSeq names its product dipeptidase 1. The transcript is spliced from 10 exons. Gene Ontology annotation, biological process: proteolysis. Gene Ontology annotation, molecular function: metallodipeptidase activity. The coding region runs from base 111 to 1334 and encodes 407 amino acids. NCBI's taxonomy places the organism in Eukaryota, Metazoa, Arthropoda, Insecta, Hymenoptera, Formicidae. The record is from RefSeq and is a predicted model, not a curated record.